AUGGAUUUCGAAAGCCUGAAAUCCCAGGUCAGCAACCUGACCCUGUACGACCUCAAAGCUGGUGUACGCAAGGUUCAAAAUGCUGUGAUGAAUUUGACCGAGAUGGAAGCGAAGGUUCGAGAAGCCACGAACGGAGAUCCAUGGGGGGCAUCGGCGACGCUCAUGCAGGAGAUUGCUCAAGGCACACAAAACUAUCAACAAUUGAACGAGAUCAUGCCCAUGAUCUACAAAAGGUUCACCGACAAAACCGCAGAAGAAUGGAGACAGAUAUACAAGGCGCUCCAAUUGCUUGAAUAUCUCUGCAAGCAUGGUUCAGAACGAGUGAUCGAUGAUGCCAGAUCACACCUUUCCCUCCUCCGAAUGCUACGGCAAUUCCACUAUAUUGAUCAGAAUGGCAAGGACCAAGGCAUCAACGUCCGGAACAGAUCUGCAGAGCUUGUCAAGAUGCUGGGCGAUGUUGAUACAAUCCGGCAAGAAAGAAAGAAAGCCCGUGCAAACAGAAACAAAUAUGGAGGCGUCGAGGGUGGUGCUGGUUUAGGAGGCGGAUUUUCUAGUGGCAGUCGGUAUACCGGCUUUGGAAGUGAGUCUGCCAAUUUUGGCGGCUACCAGGGCGAGGUCUACGGUGAUGGUGGCGGCUUCGGUGGACGCGAGACCGAUUUCUCAGGCACCCAGCGCCGUGCAGAUCAAUUCGAAGAGUACGAUGAAGCCGACGAAGUGGAAGUGGCCAGACCUGCGAGAACCACCACCUCACGGACGACUCCAUCUGCACCACCCAAGCGAGAACCACCCAAGCCGAAAGCACCGGAGCAGGACCUAUUCGACUUCGGCAACGACGAACCGGCACCAUCCGUCUAUAAUGGCAAGGCGCCAGCUGCUCCGAGUGCCUUGGGAGACUUUGGUGCCGCGCAAGGUAGUGUCGCGGAAGAUGACGAUUUCGAUGACUUCCAGUCGGCGACAAGUCCAGCGGCAACACAGCCUGUGGCCAACCCGAUCGCUUCAAUCGCUCCUCCAGCAGCUACCACGUCUACAACAACGUCUUCCACUAGAUUUGCGGCCCCAACACCAUUGGCUCCUGGACAGGCAUCAAAUUUCAACACGAUCCUUUCGACUGCGUCUCCAGCGCCAUCGAAUACAUCGUCUCUAAUGUCGCCACCUCCAUCGACAUUUUCACCUCCACCAAUGCAGAAGCCUACGCAACCAAUGCAGCCUGUAGGAGGCUACAAACCCAGCGGACCCAACUAUUUCACCUCCGUUCCUAUGUCUCAGCCUUCCAUGUCGACUAACUCUACUCCGAUGGCAGCAGCUUCUCCUUCAUAUACAUCAUCGACAACUGCUGCAUCUCUGGGUAAGCCAACUGCAAAACCGGCAGCCAGCGAUGGCGUUGAUGCAUUUGGAUCACUCUGGUCUUCAGCUAGUAAUAAGGCUGGUGUGAAGAGCACCACUGCCACACAAAAAGGGCCUGACUUGGCAAGUAUGGCAAAAGCAAAGAGCCAGGCUGGAAUCUGGGGAGCCGCAUCAGCUGCCAGCUCGACCCCAAGACCCGGAUCGACUGCAUCAACUCCGAGUGCUGUUCAGGCAAAAUCAAACACACCUUUGGGAAACGGCCUCGAUGAUCUUCUUGGAUAG
Molecule: messenger RNA, 1626 nt
Organism: Exophiala spinifera
Lineage: Eukaryota; Fungi; Ascomycota; Eurotiomycetes; Chaetothyriales; Herpotrichiellaceae
Exons: 5
Coding region: 1-1626 (541 amino acids)
Biological process (GO): Golgi to endosome transport; endocytosis
Cellular component (GO): clathrin vesicle coat; plasma membrane; endosome
Molecular function (GO): phospholipid binding; clathrin binding
Source: RefSeq, a predicted model, not a curated record